AUGUUCACCUUUCCUCUCUUCAAUUCUUUCCCCGCCGAAAUCCACGCGCUUAUCCUCGAGAAAUGUCCUCCGAAUGAUCGUAUCUGUCUUCGUCUUACAUGUAAAUAUCUCUACACGCUCUCUCCCCAAAAAUCUCCCAUCUACCUAGCCUAUGCCCCACCCCCUGAAAUCCUCUGUUGUAAACCCGAGGUCUUACGUCUUUUUCCCUCUCCCUCUCCCACAAUCCAACACUCAUUCCCUAUCCGAAAAUGCGGAUAUGGGGUACAAACAUGGUUCGUUCCUUCUUCCUACCCCAACCUCAUUAUCUCCCCUUCAUUUCAUUCCCAACCCAAACCCAAACCAAACCCAAACUAA
Sclerotinia sclerotiorum 1980 UF-70 is the source of this 354-nucleotide messenger RNA. RefSeq lists its product with no specific name. The record is from RefSeq and is a predicted model, not a curated record. Gene Ontology annotation, molecular function: protein binding. Bases 1 to 354 code for a protein of 117 amino acids. NCBI's taxonomy places the organism in Eukaryota, Fungi, Ascomycota, Leotiomycetes, Helotiales, Sclerotiniaceae. The transcript is spliced from 2 exons.